AUGAUGCCUGGGGGCUUAUCCGAGGCCAAGCCUGCUACUCCAGAAGUCCAACACAUUGUUAAUGAGGUGAAGCCACAAUUUGAAAUCAGGGAGAACAGGACAUACGGCAUCUUUAAAGCCAUAGUAUAUAAGACUCAGGUGGUUGCUGGGAUAAACUACUUUAUUAAG
Fulmarus glacialis (Northern fulmar) is the source of this 168-nucleotide messenger RNA. RefSeq names its product cystatin A (stefin A) (gene CSTA). The annotation marks the transcript as partial. Gene Ontology annotation, cellular component: cytosol. Gene Ontology annotation, molecular function: cysteine-type endopeptidase inhibitor activity. The record is from RefSeq and is a predicted model, not a curated record. The transcript is spliced from 2 exons. NCBI's taxonomy places the organism in Eukaryota, Metazoa, Chordata, Aves, Procellariiformes, Procellariidae.